GCUCAGGAGAUCAGUGCACAUCUUUGUCGCUUCCAACAGCAUGGUGCUCAUCGCCUCGCGGGAGUUGCUGAGGUUUUUGGUGUCGGAGCCAUGAUACUGCAUCCAUACGACUACGUGCCUCCACCACCAGCAGAGUCGGUGCAGGCGUCGGAGGACCAGACGGAGACGGACGGCAGAAAGGAUUUGUCGGUUGGUGUAGAUAAGAGUGCCGAGAGACUCUACUACACGUACGGCGGAGGAGCAGACAGAUUUCAGCCACGCUGCACCGUCAUUCGAGAGAGCGACGACCAUUCCAUCCCCUCUAUGGAUACAGGGUUGGACCGUGGACAGCGAGGUGCUUCAGGCGGCGCGAGUGGUGUAGUCCCUGGUGGGGUUCAUGGUAGGGAGGUCACGAACAACGACGACGACGAGGAGCCGCUGGUUAUUCACAGAGCGCGCUUGGCGCGCGAGGGUGCCGCGUCCGCCGCCGAGGGUCUUAGGAGAUCAAUGAGGCUGCAGGCGAGGACCAGCUCGCCUUCAGGUGCUAGACGCGAGGUGUCAGACCAUCUAGACAACAUCACAGCACAGGCGCAUUUGCCGAGCCAGUGCACACCCACCUCAGCACCUUCAGGCCACAGGGAGCAGACAGAGCUGUGCACGAGUGACUUUCAUAGCCAUGGACACAGACUUUCUGGCAGCGGUGUUCAAGGACCGACUGACGCGGGAGUCAGAGUGGGGGACGACACCGAGUAUUAUCCCAUGGAGGGUGGUAGAGCGGAGUCCACGGAGGAGGUCCAUGCCCGGAUGGAUCGAGAGGAGGAGCAACGGCUAUGGCAGUUGCAGAGAGAGUGGGCGGGUAGACAUGCGUACAUAGCAUAGCAACAGCAUAUUCGGGACUUGGAGACCAGUAUUGCGGUUCCUGAUACGGGAGGGGUCGAGCAUCGCAUUCCUACAGU
Molecule: messenger RNA, 935 nt
Organism: Chara braunii
Lineage: Eukaryota; Viridiplantae; Streptophyta; Charophyceae; Charales; Characeae
Source: the annotation of a GenBank genome assembly